This is a messenger RNA of Crotalus tigris (Tiger rattlesnake), 3039 nucleotides long. It is a transcript of the gene SCD, whose product is annotated as stearoyl-CoA desaturase. The coding region runs from base 375 to 1394 and encodes 339 amino acids. Gene Ontology annotation, biological process: unsaturated fatty acid biosynthetic process; response to fatty acid. Gene Ontology annotation, molecular function: iron ion binding; palmitoyl-CoA 9-desaturase activity; stearoyl-CoA 9-desaturase activity. The transcript has 6 exons. The record is from RefSeq and is a predicted model, not a curated record. Gene Ontology annotation, cellular component: endoplasmic reticulum membrane. NCBI's taxonomy places the organism in Eukaryota, Metazoa, Chordata, Lepidosauria, Squamata, Viperidae.
CGGUGGCACCAAAGUUGCGCCAGCCAAUCGCCGCCCUCCGCCUCACCCUCCGCCCCGCUGCAGCGUCACCGGCUAGCAGCCCCCGGCAAGCGCUCGCCCGGCACGCGCGCCUUCCACUCCGCCGCCCCUUCUAGCCAAGGUCGCGGGAGAGCAGCCAGCCAGCAGCGGGUUACUGCAGGUCGUGGCCGGCAGUUUAAAUUCCCGAGCGAGGGCUUGGCGGAGGAAGAGUGUUAAGCGCAGGUUCCAGAGCGAGCAUCCGAGGACCCGAAGGGCGAGCUGAAAAAGCCGCCCGUGUCGCUGCCGUUCCGGGCGAAGGAGCUUCACCUGCGCCGUCGCAGUUUUUGCAGGAGGAGGUUGCUGCAGACCUUUCUACCAUGCCUGCCUUUACUCACAUUACCCAGAAUGCUGUAGCUCAUUCAGAAAAAAUCCAUCCCACCUUUGAGCAAAUGGGGUCAGAACGAGAGAUGAAAGAUGACAUUUUUGACACGACUUAUCGUGAGAAAGAGGGUCCUAAGCCUGCACUAAGAUACGUCUGGAGGAACAUUAUUCUCAUGUCUCUUCUCCAUCUGACUGCUGUGUAUGCCAUCUGGUUCAUACCUUCUGCAAAGCUACUCACUUUGGCGUGGGCUCUUUUGUGCUUCACCUUGGCUGGUCUUGGCGUUACAGCUGGAGCACAUCGGCUUUGGAGUCACCGGUCUUACAAAGCUACUUUACCUCUUAGAAUAUUCUUGACCGUAGUCAACUCCAUGGCUUUCCAGAAUGAUAUUUUUGAGUGGGCCAGAGAUCACCGUGUGCACCACAAGUUCUCUGAGACGGAUGCAGAUCCCCACAACGCAAAACGGGGCUUUUUCUUUGCUCAUAUUGGCUGGUUGUUGGUCCGCAAACAUCCUGAUGUCAUUGAAAAAGGACAGAAGCUGGACUUGUCUGACCUGAAAGCUGAUCAAGUUGUGAUGUUCCAGAGGAGGUAUUACAAGACCUCAGUGGUCCUCAUGUGCUUCUUGCUUCCUUCCUGGGUUCCUUGGUAUUUUUGGGGAGAAAGCUUUCUCAUCAGCUUCCUGAUGACCAUUUGUCGCUACACUGCAACCCUCAAUGCCAGCUGGUUGGUGAACAGCAUGGCUCACAUGUAUGGCAAUCGGCCGUAUGAUCGUCACAUCAACCCCAGGGAAAAUCACUUUGUGGUUUUUGGAGCUUUGGGGGAAGGCUUCCAUAAUUACCAUCAUACUUUCCCCUUUGAUUACUCAACAAGUGAAUAUGGCUGGCGGUGGAAUGUCACUACUAGUUUUAUUGAUCUUAUGUGCUUUCUUGGAUUGGCCAGUGACUGCAAGAAAGUGACCAAGGAGACGAUCUUGGCCCGAAAAAUUCGGACUGGUGAUGGAAGCCAGAAGACUAGCUGAAAAACUGGUUUCCCUGACCUCUCUUUUCUCCUUUUUUCCAACAACCUAGCCGUAUAUAUGAUCUGUUUACUAGCCAUUUAGGACUGUGCAAAGCAUGAAACGGGAGGGGGCUUCGCAAAGUGCAUUGGCACAAGUUGAAACAUUAAAGCAGCUGUAUCCCCUCUGAAAGGCCAGGUGCUGCUGUUUUGAAGGCUUUUCCUGGUUCUUGUGCUCAGGUGUGUGUAUACCUAGCUGCUUUGCCUGGCUGACAGUCGAAUGAGAUGGGCUUUCUGUGCAUACAUAAAAUGCGAACAGUCAAGUUUGUCCCUCAGAACAGCCAAACUAAACUGUCUGUCUGGACAUGAUAGCUACUUCAUGCUUUGAGGGUGAAUCAUUUUGCAAAGCCCCCUUUCAAAUGCUUUGCACAGCCACGUAACUACCAAGCAAUGUGUUCAGGAUGCUAAAUGGGUAACUAACUCAUUCCAGUAUUGUCUUUUGAAACAACCUUCCCCCCUACCCCCAACCGACCUUGGAGGCUGCUUUUCUAUGUCUUUUCCACUCCUUCUCUGCAAAAGUUUCUUUCUUUCUUCUCUGUUUUCUGUCUCUCUCCUUAGCAACUGAUAAAACAUCCCAAUUCUGAGUUCUCGGUUGGAAGAGGAUUUAGGAGGAUUAAAAGGACGGAUUGGUACCAAAGUAGAAACCUUCUUUCUUAGAAUGAGUAACAACUCAUGACUGGCUUAUAGUCAUUUACCUUCCCCUUAGCUCUGGUGCUGUUGAAGCUCUCUUCUUUUUCUGGUAGAAAAACAGAAGUUGGACUUCUAGUUAGCAGUUUUGAAAACUAUGAGAAAAUGUAUAUACUGAAAUGGGAAGGCAGAAGAUAAAGAUCAUUUUAUAGGAGACAUGCGUAAUUUUACAGAUCAGUCUCGUAGUAGUGGUUGAUAUUUUUAGUUGGUGCUAGGCAAUUGGAGCUCCCUUCCUCCAUAUCUGCCUGUCAUUGCUGCUUGUCCUUAACAAGACCUGUCUGCAGGAUUCUUGAGAUGGCAAGAUGGGGGAAUCAUGUAAAGAUGCUGAUCACUCUAUAGCAGUGAAGUGUAUCUGAUUAAGAACAUGCUCAAAGAUUUAAAAAGAUGUAUGCACUAAAGGAGGUUUUUUUUUUGUAGCUGAAGUUUUUUUUUAAUGUGCAAAAGAAUGAAUUGUAUGUUGCAUGCUUGCUGAUAUAUAUAGUAGUAGGUCAUUUCUGUUCUCAAGUGAUUUAGUUAGUUUAGUAUCAAGUGAUUCAGCUAAUUUAUUUCUCAAUUCCUGGUCCAUUUUCUGAACCAAAUCUGCUGUAAUUCUUUUCCCCAUAGGUAGCUGUGGCAACGCUCUCCUCCCCUCCAUUCUCACCACUUUUCUGGUUGUCAUUAUAAUAUUAUAAUCCAAAAAGGAAAGUGUCUUAAACAAGGGGAAACGAAAAGGCAAGGUUCUUCUUUUCUUUCUCUUUUGUCUUCCUGUGCCUUUAAUAUUUUCAUCUCUAAUGGCACUCAUAGUUACAGUCAGCAUCACAAUCAAUAUCAUCAUAGUUACAAUCAGCAUCACAGCCUGGCUCAUAUUACCUUUAUCUUUUUGUUUUGUAAAAUUCGCCAAUUGUCUGCACUUGUUAACAAUAAACAAAAAACAUUCCCAUGAA